Marasmius oreades (fairy-ring Marasmius) is the source of this 1889-nucleotide messenger RNA. RefSeq lists its product as uncharacterized. The transcript has 18 exons. The record is from RefSeq and is a predicted model, not a curated record. The coding region runs from base 216 to 1787 and encodes 523 amino acids. Lineage: Eukaryota; Fungi; Basidiomycota; Agaricomycetes; Agaricales; Marasmiaceae. Gene Ontology annotation, molecular function: oxidoreductase activity, acting on paired donors, with incorporation or reduction of molecular oxygen; heme binding; monooxygenase activity.
CUUCGACUCCCUCAUGACCAUGAAUCUCCCUGUCUGUAUCUCUUAAAAAUGCAUAUGAUAUUGGAUACCAUAUGGCUUGCCAUUUGGUGCCUCAACUCUUCAAGAGUUUCCCAUGCUGAUAGGCUACAGUGGCAAGAAGUUGCCACUGGUAAACGCUACCUUGAAAGCAAGAACAGAUUGUUCUGUAAGGCCACAAGUUGGAUUCGGUGCCCAAGAUGGAUUCGUUCUCUUCAAGGACAAUCGGCCUUUUGAUUGGAUCGGUUCUUGUGCUAUUUGUUCUGCAAAAAGCUGUCAGUCUGAGAAGGCUGCUCGCAGGAGUUGGGUAUCACCCCGGAUCCAGAACAAUUCUGUCUCCAAGAACGAUAUUGGGCACCCUUCUCCCAUCCAUACCUGGAGUAAACCUUAACAGGAAACAUGCGUUCGACAACAAGUUCUCAUGGUUUGAGCAUUACGGAUGGGAUAUCACCGCAGCUCUUACCAUUUUCCCGGAGGAGAUCAACAUAAAUGUCGCCAAUGCGGCAGCGAUCAAGGAAAUAACCAACUCUCGUGCACGUUUCCCGAAACCGGUCGCAGUCUACAAAACUCUUAGCCUGUUUGGAAGCAAUAUAGUCGCAUCCGAAGGGGAAUUGUGGAAGAAGUAUCGGAAGAUAACUUCUCCGGCUUUUAAUGAUAGGAAUAACGAGCUGGUUUGGGACGAAACGGUUAGGAUUAUGAUGGGUCUCUUCGACAGCGUAUGGAUUGAUCAAGACGUUGUGACCGUUGAUCACUGCAUUCCGGAAAUAACUCUUCCGAUUGCACUGUUCGUCAUUGGAGUCGCUGGUUUUGGUCGAAGAAUAUCGUGGCAAGACGAUGUCGUCGUGCCACCUGGCCAUAAAUUGACGUUCAAAGAAGCUCUGAGUGGUGUCUCUGCGGGAAUCGUUACCAAGCUGCUAUGUCCUGACUGGCUGAUGGGAAUCACGGAGAAGACGCGUAAAGUGAAACUGGCAUUUGAGGAAUUAGAUCAAUAUAUGCUUGAAAUGAUCAACGCCCGCAGAAACGCAGAGAAGAAAGAGGAACGUUACGAUUUGUUCAGUAGUCUUCUGGAUGCAAACGAUUCUCCAGAUUAUGGACAGGAUCCUUUGACUGAACGGGAGUUGAUAGGGAAUAUCUUCAUUUUUCUUCUCGCUGGACAUGAGACGACCGCCCACACGCUCGCAUUCACGUUCGGACUUCUCGCAUUCCACCAGGAAGAGCAAGAGAUACUAUACCAGCAUAUCAAAUCGAUCAUUCCUGACGGCAGGAUACCUACGUAUGAAGAAAUGCCAUUAUUCACGCAGUCAUUGGCCGUAUUUUACGAGACCCUCCGAUUGUUCACUCCGGCGACUAUCCCCAAGAUAAGUGCGGAGGAUACUACUCUAGUCGCGGAGGACGCAGAAGGAGACACCAAGGCUAUUCCCAUCCCUCGUGGAACGCUAGUCACCAUUAAUCUCGUUGCAUUGCACCAUAAUCCUCGAUAUUGGAAGGAUCCGCAUGAAUUCAGACCUUCUCGAUUCAGAGAGAAUUGGCCGAAAGAUGCUUUCCUUCCUUUUAGCGCCGGUGCCCGUGCAUGUAUCGGCAGGAAGUUUUUUGAAACAGAAGGGAUCGCCAUCCUCACCAUGCUGGUUUCAAGAUACAAGAUCACCUUGAAAGAUGAACCGCAAUUCGCAGGAGAAACGAUGGAAGAGAAGAAAGCGAGGGCGUUCACAACUAAAAUCGGGAUUACUCUCGCGCCGGUCCGAAUGCCUUUGGUGUUCACUCGGCGAGUGUAAAAGUUGUGUGAGACUGGUAUUAUUUUGUUUCGAAUCUUCUGAUUCGGGUUUUAUGAUAUCGUAUUCGAUACACUGGCCAAUUGGCUGUAGGUUAGGUAGCUG